AUGGGAACCACUGGUUGCUCCGCCCGAACUUCCUUGGACAGAGUCAUGGCCAAACUGGAAAGCGUGGGCAUUAAUUUCUUGGCAUUGGACUUUGAUCAGACCAUACUGGACACACACACGGGAGGACGAUGGACGGGAUCCAGUGACGAAUUGAUUCCACAUGUACGACCCGUCUUUUCCAAUCUCAUUCAAGCCGCUACUUCCGGUCGCAUUCAAGUGGCCGUGGUGACAUUUACCGGACAAGUCAAACUCGUCAAGGCCGUCCUCGAGUCGAUUGUGGGACAACAGGGAGCAGAACGAAUACCCAUUCGAGGGAAUGAUCGUUCCUGGCAAUACGUCGGAGACGGAUCCAUGGAUGGAAAACAACCCCACAUGGCGUCGGCCUGUGAAGAAUUACUGACCAACAAUCCAGGCAUCAAAAUUACCAAAAACACGACACUUCUCAUUGACGAUGAUCCCAAAAAUAUUCGACAUGCGUUGGCCGAUGGAACCAGAGCCAUUUGGUUCAAUCCACACCAUCCCAAUAAACUCUACUCGGACAUUGUCAAUCAAUUAGAGUAA
Messenger RNA from Seminavis robusta, 561 nucleotides. Lineage: Eukaryota; Bacillariophyta; Bacillariophyceae; Naviculales; Naviculaceae. The record is from the annotation of a GenBank genome assembly.